AUGAGGAUGUGGACGAGGACGAGGAGGAUGAGGACGAGGAGGUUGAGGAGGAGGACGAAGAGGAGGAGGCGGACGAGGAAGAUUAGGAGCAGGAGGAGGAGGAGGAGGAGGAGGAGGAGGAGGAGGAGGAGGAGGACAACGAGGACGAAAAUGAGGAGGAAAAAGGACAAGGAGGAUUAUGAGGAGAACGUUGAGGACGAGAAGGUGAAGGAGGAGGAGGAGGAGAAGGAGGACAAAAUGGAGGAGGACAAGGAUGAGGAGGACAAGUUGGAGGAGGACCAGGCUGAGGAGAAGGAGGACGAUAACGAGGAGGAUGAGGACGAGGAUGAAGAGGAGGAGGCGGACGAAGAGGACGAGGAGGAUGAGGAUAAGGAGAAGGAGGACGAGGACGAGGAGGAUGAGGACGAGGAUGAAGAGGAGGAGGUGGACGAAGAGGACGAGGAGGACGAGGACAAGGAGGAUGAGGAGCAGGAGGAGGAGGAGGAGAUGGAGGAGGAGGAGGAGGAGGUGGAGGAGGAGGAGGAGAUGGAGGAGGAGGAGGAGGAGGUGGAGGAGGAGGAGGAGGAGGAGGAGGAAAAGGAUGAGGACGAGGCCGAGGAGGACAAGGAGGAAGAGGACGAGGAGGAGGACAAGGAGGAGGAGGAGGAGGACGAGGAGGAGGAGGAUGACGAGGACGAGGAGGAGGAGGAGGAGGAGGAGGAGGAGGAGGCGGAGGAGGAGGAGAAACAGGAGGAGGAAAAGGACGAGGACGAGGAUGAGGAGGAGGAGGAGGAGGAGGAUGAGGAGGAGGAGGAGGACGAGGACGUGGAGGACGAGGUAGAGGAGGAGGAGGAGGAGGAGGAGCAGGCCAAGGAGGAAGAGGAGGACGAGGAGUACGAGGAGGAUGAGGAGGACGAGGAGUACGAGGAGGAUGAGGAGGACGAGGAGGACGAGGAGGAGGACAAGGAGGUGGAGGAUGACGAGGACGACGAGGAGGAGGAGGACGAGGAGGACGAGGAGGACGAGGUGGACACGAAGAACGAGCAGGAGGAGGAGGAGGAAGAGUUGAACGCGGAGGACGAGGAGGAGGAGGAUAAGGAGAAUGAGGUGGAGGAGGAGGACAAAGUGUAGGUGGAGGAACAAAAGGAGGAGGAGGAUAAGGUGGAUGGAAUUGUUGGAGGAGGACCUGGCUGAGGACAAGGAGGACCAGGCGUACAAGGAAGAGGACGACAAAAAGGAGAAGGAGGAGGAGGAGGACAAGGAGGAGGAGGAGGACAAGGAGGAGGAGGACGAGGAGGAGGAGGACGAGUACGUGGAUGACGAGGAGGAGGAGAAGGAGGAGGAGGAGGAGGAGGAGGAUGAGGACGACGAGGAGGAGGACCAGGAGGAGGAGGAGGGGGUGGAGGAGGAGAAGGAAGAUGAUGAGUAGGAGGAGGAGGAAGAGGAGAACGAGGAGGGGGAGGAGGAGCAGUAGGAGGAGGAGGAGGACAAGGAGGAGGUGGACGAGGGGGAGGAGGACGACGAGGAGGUCGAGGAGGAGGAUGAAGA
Passer domesticus (house sparrow) is the source of this 1527-nucleotide messenger RNA. Its product is annotated as glutamic acid-rich protein-like. The record is from RefSeq and is a predicted model, not a curated record. The transcript is spliced from 4 exons. The coding region runs from base 1 to 1110 and encodes 369 amino acids. Lineage: Eukaryota; Metazoa; Chordata; Aves; Passeriformes; Passeridae.